This is a messenger RNA of Melampsora larici-populina 98AG31, 1248 nucleotides long. RefSeq lists its product as uncharacterized. Lineage: Eukaryota; Fungi; Basidiomycota; Pucciniomycetes; Pucciniales; Melampsoraceae. The transcript has 8 exons. The coding region runs from base 1 to 1248 and encodes 415 amino acids. The record is from RefSeq and is a predicted model, not a curated record.
AUGAGCGAUUGGGAUGAGAUUUUUGGAAGCGGAGACGAGAUGGAUGUGGAAGAUGAGGAAUUGCGUGUCCAAACGCUCAACUCCUCUACAUUACGUCCCUCGCAAAGCGCGAUGUCGAUUGAAUCUCCCCAGCCCGCGCCUGCUACCCUUUUCCGUCCCCCCCAGCAACGUGUCACUCCUGCCUCAGCACCUUCACGCCAGUCAGCCAGCCGCGCCAGUGUCAAAAAAUUUGCCGACCUAUUAAAACUCACCAAGGAUAAUCAAGAGGUAUUGCAGAGGAUGUACGAUAUCACGUCGCCAGGUGAAGAGUAUUUAGGGACGCUUUCCUACCUAGUGUUUGCUUUUCAAGAAUCCAAAGGUCUCCCUGGGACAAAGUGGGUAGCUAGGCGUGUGAUUCGGGACACUUUCAAGGACCAGGUGGCCGAAUUCAUCUUACGCCCUGAUCUGCAGGCCUACAGCAAGAGUGUCGCAGAGGAUCACACCACGAUGGUUCAAAGCUUGGAAGUGCUGACAUUUGUGUGUAAAACCCGCUCCAAAUCUUCCUAUCAAGGUUCCUUUACGGUCGCUAAUUACAUCAUUCUUGCAAAGAACUUUCUCAAAGGGCUUAAGCCGGAAUUUGUAGAUGAGCAUUGCCCUGGUGAUUAUGUUGCAGGGGAGGCGUGUAUUCCUGGCACUGUGAUGUACUUGUUCAUCAAAGAAACUUUGAAGAACCAGCGCAGUAGGGUCCGCUCAGCGCUUCUGACCAACAUCCUUGGUGUUGCCGAAGGGAGUGCUGUCAAGGUCCCUGCUUGCAAAAACAUUGUACUGCAGGUGGCCAGAACGUUUCUCCCUGAUGUGCGAGCUUUGGAAGACGGCGACGCUUUGACCAAGUUGGGACCUUCUAAGGUGAAGAGGAUAAUCUUCAUGCGAUAUGUUACAGUUUACUACUACGUCAACCAAACCGAAAACAAGAAGCGCUGCCAAUGGACCCUCAUGGUCGAGAUCCUGGCCGAACUUUGCGAGAGACCAGCCGGCGAUGCCUCGGUGUACUUUAAGCAAGUAGCGCGUUAUGACCGAGAGGCUUUCACAGGCAAGCGCACUUGGGCGAGUAUUAAAGCCUCCGGGGCGCUUCCAGCCCCCUUUGUGGAUCAAGUUCUAGAAGCUGCUCGAGAAAUUAACGCACUUGCAGCCCAAUCGGGUAAUGGUGAUGAGGUUGGGGCCAGUACCUCUGGUAAUCAGGUUUCAGGGGAGGAUUUUGAGGCAGAUUAA